AUGCUACCAGGAGUGUUUCUAUCUUUGAUCAAACCAACAAUGGCGCACAAGACUGCCUUUAUUGCCGAGCCUGAGAGGCCCACAAUAAUCAAUAACGAACCUGGCGAGAAAAGGCCAUUGACGGGAACAACGACGAACUACCAUUUGGCGAGGAAACCAAAGAAGCCGAACGAGGACUUUGCUGCAUUACUAGAACCACUUAUUAGUUCUACUCGACGUCCUACGAUCUCCAAACCAGACCGAUUGAACUCGGCCAGAAACCUAGGCCACCAUUCGGAAGAAGAAAGUUCAGUCACAGGCGUGCAAUUUCACGGCUGUUGGUUCUCAAGGCAUGUCGACAAUCUCCUUGGUCGAUUCGAUACUUUAGGUUGUGAAUGUGAAUCUGAUAACGGAGUACCUGCUGUAGGUACUGUAUGUACUACAGUACCUAAUAGACCAAGGUUCGGAAAUUAUCUGGACGCCGGUCUCUCCGCCGUGUGGGCUCAUCACAACCAAAGACGUUCAGUACGCUAUCACCAGAUUGGCAGGAGCAAGAUAUGUAUGUCACUGAGGUAUACUUCAUUAUCUCGAACCUUGGGACCAGGAUAUGAGUCAUCGCCGACGGCUGCCGGCCCGGCCUGGUUGAUGAAGUACCAUCAGAUAAUAUCGCCAUCUACGAUCAAGAGCCGUACAGUACAGCUUUUCGUGAACAUGUACAUUUUUCCCCAAAUCUUGUCUCAAACGGCAGACGCAGAGGCAUCGCUGGCCGAUAGAAUAUCGAGUCUUCAUCAGCUCAGAUACAUACAUGUAGUUAGCUCAGAGAUUAUUCUACGUUCAGCAAUGACAAUACCACAUGCCUGUCCGCCAUAUCUCAAGAUGCAGUUGCCCAAGAUGGAAGUGCAAUUAAACUUGAACAGAGGCGGCUGCGCAGCCAAUAGAAUGCCCGUGGUUUGCUAG
Molecule: messenger RNA, 936 nt
Organism: Pseudocercospora fijiensis CIRAD86
Lineage: Eukaryota; Fungi; Ascomycota; Dothideomycetes; Mycosphaerellales; Mycosphaerellaceae
Exons: 11
Coding region: 1-936 (311 amino acids)
Source: RefSeq, a predicted model, not a curated record